AUGGAUUUAUUAGGGAAGUUCUACUGGGUGACAAACAGGCCAUGUCGGAGCCGAGUGACUCAACGGCAGAUCAACAAAGCGUCGCCCAGAGACUUCGACAUCACAUCGGUGGCUCUGCACUCCCCAGGAGGUCCUGACAAAAUCAUUCGCAGUCAAUCAUUUUCCGGCUUCAGUACCCUGCAGGAGAAAAAGUCGAGGUGCCAUUCUUUUCUUGGGAUCUCUACUGCUCACAGGAAGACAGAAUCAAAACCCAAGAAACUUCUGGUCCUGGGUCACCGAAGCAGCAACACCUUGCAAGAAUAUCAGCCUAAAAGAGUGCAGGAGAUCUAUGAAGCUUUAAAAGACGGACUUAACGAAUACUUAGAAAACAAUCAGGUGGAACGAGACAAGCUGAGUCUGCAGCUGAAAGACAUGAAGAGGAAUUCCAGAUUGGGUGUCCUUUACGAUCUCCAUAAGCAAAUUAAAACGCUUGAGCGCUGCAUCAGGAGACUCGAGUUCCACAUUAGUAAGGUGGAUGAACUCUACGAAGCUUUCUGCAUUCAGAAGCGACUUUACGAUGGAGCCUGCAAGAUGAAGCUCGCCUUUUCUGUCUCGCCAUGCACCAAACGUGCCCGGGAGAGUUUGGCGGAGAUCAGCAGGCUUCAAAAGGAAUACAGGGAGAACAUGUGCACCAUUGAAGGGGAGCUCCAGAACCUGUUGGGAGAAUUCCACAUUAAAAUGAAAGGUCUUGCUGGCUUUGCUCGUCUCUGCCCAGGAGAUCAGUACGAAAUAUUUAUGCACUAUGGCCGUCAGCGUUGGAAAAUGAAAGGGAAGAUCGAAGUUAAUGCAAAGCAAACCUGGGACGGAGAAGACAUGGUGUUCCUACCGAUGAUUCGGGACCGCAUCACAAUCAAGGUGGUUGAAUCAAAGGGCCUUACUGCCCACGUUUUGGUGGGAUGUGUCAUUUGUGAAACCAAAAACUUAUUUACUUCUCAGCCUCAGACGGUCGCGGUGGACAUCAAUGACCUUGGCACCAUCAAACUCAACCUGGAAGUCAUAUGGUAUCCAUUUGACUUGGAGGAGUUCAGUCUGCCCACUGGGAAUGUGAAAAAAGUCUGUGCACUGCAACGACGGAUCUCCAUCUACAGCCACGUCACCCCCGAGUCACCCACUUUUAGCGACAUGUCGUUUUUUAUCCGUUCUCCCAUCUCAGCUGAGGACUUCUCAAGUUCUGUCAGAUUGACGGUUGGGUUCUUGGUCACACCUCCCUUAGGCUUCAGCUUUGCAUUUCUAACACGACUUUGUAUUUUUCAGCCUUCUACUCCUAAUGACUCAUUAGAAAACGGAAUCGCAGCCAACAGUCUGAGUGAUUUUUCCAUGGUCUUCAAUGAGCCCACCAGAAGGCACUCUAUCCAGUUGUCCAUAGGCACAGCCUCGGACUUUGACCAGAGCAAUCCUGAGAUUACCAUUACACCUCCAGACAACGACACCACAUCAUGCUCCACAGAGGAAGAGGAAACCACGGUUAGUUUAAUCAUCCAAGAGGACAUGUUGGACAUUGAUGACACCAAAUCUGGGGAAUUUGGACACAAUGAGACUUCACUUUUCACUUUUGGUCACUGUCCCCUGUUGUCUAACCCCAUGAGCCACGACCUUCAUUCAGACUCCAAUGUUUCUGAUUGCCUCCUGCAAGACACGGAUGACACGUCUGAACUGAAGCCUGUGGAGCUGGACACCGACGAGGGGAAUAUUACCAAGCAGCUGGUGCAGAGGCUGGCCUCCAAUGAGACUCUGGUGGACCCCAGCAGGACACAUUACGACGGCCUGCCAAACCAGCAGGCACAAAGCCACAGGUGUGUUCUCUCGGGGAAGUUAGAGGAGUCCAUUUAUGAAGUUUGUCGCUUGCUAGAAUCCCUACAAGAAAUGCACCCGGAGUUGCAGGCACUGAAACAGGAGGUGAUGCGCUUGGAGGAUCUGUUGAAGUGCAAGGCAUCCUGGCAGAGCAGCAGGUCUUCCAGUCUGAGCCUCACCGUGGAGAGUGCCCUAGAAAGUUUUGACUUCCUCGACACCUCCGAUUUUGAAGAUGAUGAAAAUGGUGAUAAUCAGGAUGGGUUUCAAAGAAGUUCCAUGUCACCCUCAGUGUACCUUGAGAUGGAUAUAGAAAAGGAUUGUUCAGAGAGCAACGAUACUAUGAGCCACCUGAGUGACACACUGGCAGAUAACACGGAGUUUGGCCAAAGCGGAGGGGCCGCCUGCUCGCCUUUGACAGCAGGAGGUGACAGCCUGGACUUGGCCAUUGUCACACAUUUACAAUACUGCAUCCAGCUCUUAGAGCAGCUGAUCUCCUCCGAGGGAGAUGCACUUCUACAGAAGAUCUUCCUUGAGAAAAUCACCGACCAAGCUCUGGUGUUGGGGACCAUCGGAGAAUUUAGCAUGGAAAGGACUGGAAUCGCCUCCUCGGCGGCAGAAGUAAUUCCAGCUCUUAAUGAAACACCAGCCCUGCUAUCAUUCUGGGAAGAGUGUGCCGGACCGAACAACGUCUACUACACCAGCGCAGCCACAGUGAGGAAGAACAUGAGCGACUGCAUUGCUCACUGCCAUAAGUGCCCAGACAGUAUUGGAGCAGGUAAGCCCAUUGGGUCUAUCGUCAAGGAAAUGGUGGGGAGGAACGAGCUGGCCUCCUCUCUCUUCUCUCCUUCCAGUUCUCCUCAGGAAGUGAUAACUCUCUUCCAGUUUUAUACGUAUGUUAAAAAACAUAACGUUCGCAAUAUUGAAGAUCUUCUGACUCAUAUUUUUGAUCAAGGUAUGUGAUCAUUUCUGGAAAGAAGACAAGGAAUUUGGUCAGAAGGGUGUUCUUAAAAGGCAAGAAGAUGCAGAACAUCAGAUAUCUGCAAGGAUGUACGGGUGUUUCAGAGUCUCCAAGUGAAUGGCCCUGUUCUGUUUCAACAAGAAACGGUCAAAAAGAUUUUAAAUACGGGAUUGGAAGAUUUAACGUGGUCAAAACUUUACAAACAGGGGUCAAAACCAAAAAGACAAAGCAAUCUUUCGCCAAGCUAGAAACGCAAGACAAGAAUUUAAAAACCGUUGAACGAGAAGAAAGUCCAAAUAUCGGGAUCAGAAAGUUUUUUUUAUCCAAAACGGGGAUAAAUUAGUCCUGCGGUGGGCUGGCACCCUGCCUGGGGUUUGUUUCCUGCCUUGUGCCCUG
Molecule: messenger RNA, 3184 nt
Organism: Erpetoichthys calabaricus (reedfish)
Lineage: Eukaryota; Metazoa; Chordata; Cladistia; Polypteriformes; Polypteridae
Gene: ripor2
Product: RHO family interacting cell polarization regulator 2
Exons: 19
Coding region: 1-2790 (929 amino acids)
Source: RefSeq, a predicted model, not a curated record